This is a messenger RNA of Cotesia congregata, 579 nucleotides long. The record is from the annotation of a GenBank genome assembly. Lineage: Eukaryota; Metazoa; Arthropoda; Insecta; Hymenoptera; Braconidae.
AUGAAAAUUUUAAGUACGUUUAUUAUUUUUUGUUCAAUUGCUACAAGCUUUUUAUAUGCACAAGACUCUUCAGAUUGCCCAGUCCCUUGUGGAGGAGGAGAAGUAGACUUAUAUAGAUAUGCUGGCAAAUGGCGUGAUUAUCAACAAAGUCGCAACAACAUAUUCCAUUUUGGGAUCUUUCCGACGUCAUACUGGUAUAAGCCUGUAAAUGGUACUUCAACAGCUGUCGUAACAUCUUAUUCAACAAUAAAAAAAGAGUACGAUACAACAAUUCUUGCGGACGCCUUCAAUAAUGGUCACAAUUUAGGAAUGAAUUUUGAAUUACCUGUUUUGGGUAAUUUGUAUCGUGAAUAUUACAUACGUACGGAUUAUGAUAAUUAUUCGCUUGCAUGGAAUUGUGUUAAAGAAAACAACACACGUGUGUUGUACGCCAACGUAUUUCUGAGAGGUGAUGAACCUAAAGUCGACAUAGAAGAAAUUAAACGACGUGUAUUUGGAGAAAUGGGGAUGGAAGUUCCUCUUAUGGAUCAAGUUGAUCGAAGAGGUUGUCCGCCUUUUUCUGAACGAUCACUUCUUUAA